This is a messenger RNA of Histoplasma capsulatum G186AR, 411 nucleotides long. RefSeq lists its product as uncharacterized. The record is from RefSeq and is a predicted model, not a curated record. The transcript is spliced from 2 exons. The coding region runs from base 1 to 318 and encodes 105 amino acids. Gene Ontology annotation, biological process: endoplasmic reticulum to Golgi vesicle-mediated transport; retrograde transport, endosome to Golgi. NCBI's taxonomy places the organism in Eukaryota, Fungi, Ascomycota, Eurotiomycetes, Onygenales, Ajellomycetaceae. Gene Ontology annotation, cellular component: Golgi cis cisterna; Golgi membrane; COPII-coated ER to Golgi transport vesicle.
AUGGGAAACAUCCUUUUCUUAAUCGGCCUCCCCUUGAUCCUCGGCCCGUCCAAAACCCUCUCCUUCUUUGCUCGCCGCCAAAAACUCACAGGAACCAUAACUUUCGUGCUAGGAAUCCUGCUAAUCCUCUUCCGCUGGCCGCUGACGGGAUUCUGCGUCGAAUUAUACGGUCUCUUCGUACUAUUUGGGGACUUUUUGGUUACAUUAAGUGGAUUCGUGGGGUCUGUGCCUGUGGUGGGACCACCGUUGAAGAGACUGCUAGUGUUCAUUGGAACGGCCGGAGGGAGGAGAGGGAGAGGUGGAGAAUUGCCUGUUUGAUAUUUCUUUAAUGAUGAUUGAUAUUAAUAGGCUCAGGAGUGUUGCUGCGGUUAAGUGUUUGAUAUCCGUCUUUAUUUUAAGUUUUUCUUCUUC